This is a messenger RNA of Phytophthora infestans T30-4, 1485 nucleotides long. RefSeq names its product polysaccharide lyase, putative. Bases 1 to 1485 code for a protein of 494 amino acids. Gene Ontology annotation, biological process: pectin catabolic process. NCBI's taxonomy places the organism in Eukaryota, Oomycota, Peronosporomycetes, Peronosporales, Peronosporaceae. Gene Ontology annotation, molecular function: pectate lyase activity. The transcript is spliced from 2 exons. The record is from RefSeq and is a predicted model, not a curated record. Gene Ontology annotation, cellular component: extracellular region.
AUGGUUAAGUCUUUCGCGCCGUUCGUGACGUCUGCGGCUCUCCUCCUGGCGGUUGCCACCUCGGCUUCCUUGCCGAACGGGUCGUGGCCAGCCAGCAAGGGCACCGUGCAGUACUCAAAGGCCUACGUCGUCAAGGCUGGCGAAGUCUUCGACGGCAAGAUGAAGACGUUCGAGCGCUCCGACGUGUCGUGCGAGGGCCAAUCCGAAAGCGGGGCGGACACGGCCGUGUUCAACGUCGAGACCGGCGGCCACCUCAAGAAUGUCAUCAUCGGCAAGAACCAAAUGGAGGGCGUGCACUGCGACAAGCACGACUGCAUUAUCGAGAACGUGUGGUGGGAUGACGUGUGCGAGGACGCCCUCAGUGUCAAGGGCGGAACGGCGUCCAGCGUGACCAAGGUCAUCGGUGGCGGGGCCCGGUACGCCGACGACAAGGUCAUCCAGCACAACGGCUUCGGUACGGUCGACAUCGACGGCUUCUACGGCGAGGACAUCAGCAAGCUCUACCGUUCGUGCGGCACUUGUGGCAACAGACCCAAGAAGGUGUCCGUGUCCAACACGUACGUCCUCAACCCGACCAACGCCAUCGUGACGGUCAACAAGAACUGGGGCGACCAGGCCACACUCCGCAACGUCUGGGUCAAGUCGAGCAAGCCCACCGUCAAGGUGUGCCAGUGGUCGCAGGGUAACGCCAACGGUGAGCCCAAGAUGCUGGGUCACGGUCCGUCUAACCCUCUGUGCAAGUACUCGGAGAGCGACACCGUCAAGAACACGACGGCUUCCGUCCCGGACGGCACGUGGCCGGCCAGCACGGGCAUCGUCCGCUACAAGAAGCCGUACACGAUCAAGGCCGGCGAGGUGUUCGAUGGCAAGAUGCAGAUCUUCGAGCGCUCGGACAUCACGUGCUCGGGUGGUGAGGGCCAGAAGGACACGGCCGUCUUCCUCGUGGAGGCUGGCGGCACUCUGAAGAACGCCAUCAUCGGCAAGAACCAGAAGGAGGGCGUGCACUGCGACUACCACGACUGCACCAUUGAGAACGUGUGGUGGGAUGACGUGUGCGAGGACGCGCUGAGCAUCAAGGGUGGCUCGGCGUCCAGCGUGACGACCGUGACCAACUGCGGCGCCCGCUACGCCGAGGACAAGGUGGUGCAGCACAACGGCUACGGCACCGUCAAGAUCAAGGGUUUCUUCGCGCAGGAGUUCGGCAAGCUCUACCGUUCGUGCGGCACGUGCGGCAACAUUCCCCGUAAGGUGACGGUGGAGAACGUGUUCGCCAUCGACCCACUCGUGAGCGUCGUCACUGUCAACAAGAACAACAACGACCAGGCCACGCUCAAGAACAUCUUCGUCAAGACGACGGACGGCAAGAAGAACGUCAAGGUGUGUCAGUGGUCGCAGGCCAGCAAGACGCCGUCGAACGUGGGCGACGGUCCGUCGGGCAAGCUUUGCCAGUACUCGACGAGUGAUGUGCACAUCAACGAGGAUUGA